CGCCCAACCUUAAACGUCAUCUAGCGAAAAGUGACGACCAGCUAAAGAAAGCUUACCAUAGGGAAGUCAUAAUUCCUCUUUAACACGUACGUUCAAAAGAAGCUCCUUUGUUUUUGUUAACAUCAUCUGGAUCGGCUGACGACAUGAGUUAGUCUUGGCAGGUCAUUACACUGGGAUUACCUCGGUGAAAAUGGAGCGAGAGUUUGAGGACAUAGAGUCGGAGGGCCGGUGGCACAAAUUGUACAUGGAAAUCCGAUGUCAGUCACAUGAGUGCUCCUAUAAAGUAGCCAAGUAUCCUGAGAAUCGCAGCCGCAACAGAUACAGAGACGUCAGCCCAUUUGACCAUAGUCGUGUGAAGCUGAAAAGCGCAGACAACGACUACAUCAACGCCAGCCUGGUGGUGAUGGAGGAAGCACAGAGACGAUACAUAUUGACUCAGGGUCCCCUCAGGAACACGUGUGGCCACUUCUGGCUCAUGAUCUGGGAGCAAAAGACCAAAGCCAUUGUUAUGCUUAAUCGGGUGAUUGAGAAAGGCUCGGAAAAGUGCGCUCAGUACUGGCCUGUGAGCGAGGAGCGUGAGAUGGCUUUCAAAGACACGCGGUUCUUGGUCACGCGGCUGUCAGAAGACGUCAAGUCUUGCUACACCACCAGAGUGUUGGAGCUGCAGAACAUUAGCACUGGGGAGAAGCGGGAGAUCCACCACUUUCACUACACAUCAUGGCCCGACUUCGGCGUGCCCGAGUCACCUGCGUCUUUCCUCAACUUCCUGCUAAAGGUGCGCGAGUCAGGGGCACUGGGGGCAGACAACGGCCCAGCCGUGGUGCACUGCAGCGCGGGCAUCGGACGCUCGGGGACUUUCUCGCUGGUGGACACGUGUCUCGUGCUGAUGGAGAGAAGGAAAGAAGAGUCGCCAUUGGACAUCCGCAGGAUCCUGUUAGACAUGCGGAAGUACCGCAUGGGUCUCAUACAGACACCUGACCAGCUGCGCUUCUCCUUCAUGGCUGUCCUUGAGGGAGCAAAGUGCAUCAUGGGAGACUCGUCCGCGCAGACUCAGUGGCGAGAGUCGGCCCGGGAAGACCAGGAGCCCACCGCCGACCCGCCGGAGAAAUGCAACGGCGGCCAGCGGGCGGGACCGCCUGGCAAGGAAGACGAGAGGCCGAGCCAGUCGCCUGACCAGGACAACAACACACACAAACGACGCAGGGAUGACAGUUUCUCCAUAGCUCAAAGCCAAAGGAUCAACGACGCCGACAGAAAGCGGAAAAGAACAAAGACCAGCGACUUCUGACACAGCUCCACUAAUCCAGCUGCCAUCAACGAGAGAAAGAAAAAAAAAAUCGGCAGGGAAAACACCAACCUCUCUGUUCUGCUUAUUCUUCGCCAGCACCUCAUGUUCCUCGUCCUCUCCAAACUGUUUACAACACACGGCCACUCAAAAAAAAGAAAGAAAAAUAAAUCACACCAGCAUUUCUUCAAAUGUUUUUUUUGCAGCAAUUGUCAUACGUUUAUACAGACUGAUAUAAGACCUAUGCAUUGACAGGUUCUAAUUGUUCAGAUGUGUAUUUUUGGGUAGGAGAACUUUUUUGAUAAAAAUGUUCUAUUUUUUUUAUAUUAAAAAAUGUACCUCAAAUGAAGUAAAGGCAACGGCAUGUACAAUUGUACAUUUUUCUUUUCUUAAAAGUUUGCGAUGCAGUAUAUAUUAGAAGUAUGUUGUGCAACAUUUAAACCCAGAGUUUCAUGAAAAAAGUAAAGGCAAUGAUUUUUUUUCCUACGUUCUCCUAAUAAAAAACAGUUAUGUAAUUUACAUAA
Messenger RNA from Syngnathus typhle (broad-nosed pipefish), 1809 nucleotides. It is a transcript of the gene ptpn2b, whose product is annotated as protein tyrosine phosphatase non-receptor type 2b. Lineage: Eukaryota; Metazoa; Chordata; Actinopteri; Syngnathiformes; Syngnathidae. The coding region runs from base 191 to 1288 and encodes 365 amino acids. The record is from RefSeq and is a predicted model, not a curated record. Gene Ontology annotation, biological process: protein dephosphorylation. The transcript has 10 exons. Gene Ontology annotation, molecular function: protein tyrosine phosphatase activity.